CUAUGGAAGCUCUUCUGUAAAAUGUAAAUGUAUAAAAGUAUUUGGUUCAUUUGGUUCCGUUCCUCUACAGCUGUGUGUGAAUGUUACUCCGGGCAGCUGACGUGUCCCUACAGCCCAGAGGUUAAAAAUAUGCAGAGGAUUUUUUGUAAAAGGGACGCACAUGAUCACAACUGCUGCACGGGCAUGGCCUUCCAGACUUCAAAGGAAACCGAACUGGACCAGGGUUGGAUCAGCGUGCAGGACAGUGGCAACGCCUUUACUGUAUCUGUGCAGAGUCUGUCUCUGGGUGAGGGAAUGUACUGGUGCGGCCUGAGAAACGGCACCAACAUCAUCAGACUGGCCGAGGGGGAGUUCUUCAAUGAUCAGAUGAAUUUCGAAUGGAGCAUCGUGCGCUGGAUUCUGUUUCUUCUGCUUCCACUUGCUGUAAUUUUGACUCAUAUUUACUGCAGCAUAAAAAAGAAACAGGGAGAGAAGCGAGAUGAGUGACGUGAACAUGUGAUGGACGAACGCCGAUGGACUACAGAGGACCAGUACACAUUAAGUUUCUCCUAUAUUAUGUAUAUUCCAAAUAUUUUCUACAUUGGUGUGAUGUUGUGGAUAAGUCUUGUUUGUAAAAUAAUAAAAUACGUACAUUUGUCACUUUGUUAGGAACUCCUGUACGCCUCAUUUGUGUAAUUAUCAGCCAAAUCACACAGUCAUGGGUCAAGAGCAAAAAACAGUUUGACCAUGUCGAAAACUGCCAAUCAGCUCGAAUUUUCACACACAACAGUCUUAAAAAUGAGCAAAUGAUACACAUCUAACAAGACCACCACCAAAAACCAGUGGUGGCCACAAACAACAGCUGAUUCUACUCUUGUGUUCUUGUCACUACUGGUAGCCUGAGGUGGUGACUUUGUUUGUUUGAUUCCCAAUGUCAGCUGCUAUGACUGUUAUCAUGGCUAAACAAAAGGUUCCAUCUUUAACAAGUCAAAGUGAAGGUCGAUGUGAUUCUUUACAGGAAUUCAUGAAGAGACUUUGUGUGGAUUAGGGUGUUUGACUAACUGUGUAAGUGUAGAGUUUAAUAGACUUUUUGUUUUAUAUCUUAUUUGGCAUUUUUAAGUUUUAUUGCUUCUAAGAAUUUAAGCAGCGGUCGGCCGCUUUGCUUUCGUCUUUUGUAAAUAGUUUCACAACAGUCUGGGUGGCACGGUGGCUCGGUGGGUAGCACUGUCGCCUCACAGCAAGAAGGUCCUGGGUUCGAUCCCCAGGUGGGGGCGGUCCGGGUCCUUUCUGUGUGGAGUUUGCAUGUUCACCCUGUAUCUGUGUGGGUUUCCUCCCGGUGCUCCGGUUUCCUCCCACAGUCCAAAAACAUGCAAGUGAGGUAAAUUAGAGAUACAAAAUUGUCCAUGACUGUGUUUGAUAUAACCUUGUGAACUGAUGAAUCUUGUGUAAUGAGUAACUACUGUUCCUGUCAUGAAUGUAACCAAAGUGUAAAACAUGACAUUAAAAUCCUAAUAAACAAUCACAGCAGUCUUA
This is a messenger RNA of Trichomycterus rosablanca, 1512 nucleotides long. RefSeq lists its product as uncharacterized. The record is from RefSeq and is a predicted model, not a curated record. The coding region runs from base 28 to 486 and encodes 152 amino acids. NCBI's taxonomy places the organism in Eukaryota, Metazoa, Chordata, Actinopteri, Siluriformes, Trichomycteridae. The transcript is spliced from 4 exons.